AUGGGUUCUUUUAUAUUUCUUGCAGAGUUUCUCAAAUGCCAAUUAUUAACCUUAACUAUCGUCAGUAGAAGAAACCCUGAAAAUAAAACUUUUACAAUUAAGAUUUCUGAUGAUAAAAAGUAUGAAUUGCUCAAACAUAUG
Racocetra fulgida is the source of this 141-nucleotide messenger RNA. The record is from the annotation of a GenBank genome assembly. NCBI's taxonomy places the organism in Eukaryota, Fungi, Glomeromycota, Glomeromycetes, Diversisporales, Gigasporaceae.